Molecule: messenger RNA, 1012 nt
Organism: Trifolium pratense (red clover)
Lineage: Eukaryota; Viridiplantae; Streptophyta; Magnoliopsida; Fabales; Fabaceae
Exons: 2
Coding region: 113-1012 (299 amino acids)
Source: RefSeq, a predicted model, not a curated record
GCUACUUUUACUCUUAUAUCUCUCUUCUCGACCAACUCUCUCAAAUCAUCUCAAUCUGAAAACCCUAGAGCCACCUAUACGGUCCAAUUCCGGUUGUCGUCGUUGUUUUAAGAUGGCUGAAAGUGAUGAUGAUACAAGUGAUGGAGGAAGGUUCUCUUAUCACUCAGAAGAACUUAGAGGGCCUAUUAGUUCAUCUGAUGAAGAGAAUGAAUCAGUGAGAGUUAUAUAUCCACAAUUCAAUGCUGAAGCUCAAUUUGGGGAAGUUAGGUUGGCUGUAGAGAUGGAGUUUGCAACUUUGGCUGAAUUUAAAAAAGCUGUGAAAGACUAUACCAUCCAUAUUGGAAGACAAAUCAAAUGGAUAAAGAAUGACAAGGUAAGAGCAAGAGCAAAGUGUGUGUUUGAGCAUUGCAAAUGGGAGAUACUUUGUUCGCGUAGUAGUAUAACAAAUAGCUUUCAAAUCAAGACUUUUGAAAAUACAACUCACUCAUGCCCAGGAACAUUCACGAAUAGUCAGGCUGAUAGAAAGUGGGUUAUUGAGAAGUUGGAAUUGAGAUUGAGACAACAGCCGUCUCUUAGCCAUAGUGAGGCUUAUUACUUGAUGAAAGAGGAUUAUAAUCUACAUUUGGAGGAUAGUAUGAUUUAUAGAUCACUUAAACAAGCAAAACAAAAUGUCGAGGGAUCUGAAAUUGAUCAGUAUGCUAAGCUAUGGGACUAUUGCCAUGAGUUAUUAUCCCAGAAUCCAGGUUCAACGGUGAAAAUGAGCACUAUACCACAACAAGAAGGGCCGCCAAUAUUUCACCGAUUGUAUAUAUGUUUUGGUGCUAGUAAAAGAGGGUUCAAGGAAGGCUGCAGACCUAUAAUUGGAUUGGAUGGUUGUUUUUUAAAGGGUUAUUUUGGAGUACAAUUGUUGACUGCUGUCGGCGGAGAUGCAAACAACCACAUUUUUGUCAUUGCAUAUGCUGUAGUUGAUGUCGAAAAUAAAGACUAUUUAUUUAGAGACUAUUUGUUUUAA